GCCGAGGCGGGUGCGGAGGGCGGGGGCCGGCCGCAGCUUCCCCGCGCCCGGCUGUGUCGCCGCCGUCGCCUCGGCGGUUGGGGGGAUCCGUAGGGUGGCGCGCGCUGGGGGCGCAGCGCGGUUUUGUCUCGUCCUGUGUUGCGGAGCGGCUCGCGCAGUGGCCCGGGGAGGCCCCCUCGGCUUCCCGCAGGACGCCGGGCCAACGGCGGGCGGCUGCGGCGGCUCGGCCGGUCUGCGGCCCUGAGGGGAAGGGCAAGGGACACGGCGACGUGGAGGGGAGAGCAGUAGUUCCAGAGAGUUGCUGGUUUAGAGUUUAGCUCUUGGGACUUGUGAAAACAGUGAAGGAUGCUUAGACUACUUAACAUUCAAACUACCCUCUGGUUAAUCAUCUUUAGAAGACUGGACUUCUGGAUGUCUGUUGAGUUGAAACAUGAAAAUGAAACCCAUAACCGUGGCCGUCACCUGUGAGCCUUAGUUACAUUGAUCCAUAGCAUUGGAACUUCCUCGGGGACACGCAAUGGCAUCGGCAGUGGUUGACAGUGGAGCUUCUGUUCUGGAGCUUUCCAGCAAUGGAGUCGAGAGUCAAGAGGGAGGCGACACUGUCCCUGAAUAUCCAGCAGUGAUUGUGGAGCCAGUCCCCAGUGCGAGGUUAGAGCAGGGCUACGCUGCCCAGGUGCUGGUGUAUGACGACGAGACUUACAUGAUGCAGGAUGUGGCGGAAGAACAAGAAGUUGAGACGGAGAACUCAGAAACAGGGAGGUAGAAGAUCGACUUGAGAAACUGGGGACCUGGAAAGGAGCCCCAGUCCUAGGAUCACCUGAAGGUGAGACAGAUUGAGCCAGGAGGAAGACAAUGCUGUGGAAGCAUCAGUUCACAGCAGUAAUGCACACUGUACGGAUAAGACCUUUGAAGCUGCUGAAGCCCUGCUUCACAUGGAAUCUCCUACCUGCUUGAGGGAUUCCAGAAGUCCUGUGGAAGUGUUUGUCCCUCCUUGUAUAUCAACUCCAGAGUUUAUCCAUGCUGCGAUGAGGCCAGAUGUCAUUACAGAGACUGUAGUGGAGGUGUCAACAGAAGAGUCUGAACCAAUGGAUGCCUCGCCUAUUCCUACUUCACCAGACAGCCACGAACCAAUGAAAAAGAAAAAAGUUGGCCGUAAACCAAAGACCCAGCAGUCACCAGUUUCCAAUGGGUCUCCUGAGUUAGGAAUCAAGAAGAAAGCCAGAGAAGGAAAAGGAAACACAACCUAUCUGUGGGAGUUUCUUUUAGAUCUGCUUCAAGAUAAAAAUACUUGUCCCAGGUAUAUUAAAUGGACUCAGAGAGAAAAGGGCAUAUUCAAACUUGUGGACUCAAAGGCUGUCUCGAAGCUCUGGGGAAAGCAUAAGAACAAACCAGAUAUGAACUAUGAAACCAUGGGGCGAGCUUUGAGAUACUACUACCAAAGGGGAAUUCUUGCAAAGGUUGAAGGACAAAGGCUUGUAUAUCAGUUCAAGGACAUGCCCAAAAACAUAGUGGUCAUCGAUGAUGACAAAAGUGAGACCUGCCCCGAAGACUUAGCAGCAGCUGCUGAUGACAAGUCUUUAGAACGAGUGUCACUAUCUGCAGAAAGUCUCCUGAAGGCAGCGACUGCCGUCCGAGGGGGGAAAACCUCCUCUCCUCUGAACUGCUCCCGAGCAGAGAAGGGUGUGGCUAGGGUUGUGAAUAUCACUUCCCCUGCUCAUGAUGCUUCCUCCAGGUCUCCUACCACCACAGCACCUGUGUCGGCAGCAGCAGCUCCAAGGACAGUUCGUGUGGCAAUGCAAGUCCCCGUGGUAAUGACAUCACUGGGUCAGAAGAUUUCAACUGUGGCAGUUCAGUCAGUCAAUGCAGGCACACCAUUAAUAACCAGCACCAGUCCAGCUACAGCAAGCUCUCCAAAAGUAGUCAUCCAGACAGUCCCGACUGUGAUGCCAGCCUCCAAUGAAAAUGGAGACAGAAUCACCAUGCAGCCUGCCAAGAUUAUCACCAUCCCUGCUACUCAGCUUGCACAGUGUCAACUGCAGACAAAGUCAAAUCUGACUGGAUCAGGAAGCAUUAACAUUGUUGGAACCCCACUGGCUGUGAGAGCGCUCACCCCUGUUUCAAUAGCCCAUGGUACACCUGUAAUGAGACUAUCCGUGCCUGCUCAGCAGGCUUCUGGCCAGACUCCUCCUCGAGUUAUCAGUGCGGUCAUAAAAGGGCCGGAGGUUAAAUCAGAAGCCAAAAAGCAGGAGCACGAUGUGAAAACCUUGCAGCUGGUAGAAGAAAAGGGGGCAGAUGGGAACAAGACAGUAACCCAUGUAGUGGUUGUCAGUGCGCCCUCUGCUAUUGCUCUUCCUGUGACUAUGAAAACCGAAGGGCUAGUGACAUGUGAGAAAUAAGCUCCCAGGGAUUGCAGACAUUUGCAAGGGAAGUCAUCAAGAAAAGUCAGAGGAGGACUUUCAAACAACUGUGCAUAUAAGAAAGCAAUCAGACUUACUGGAAAUAAAUUACCUAUCCCAUGUUUCAGUGGGAAGUGAACUACACAUCGAGAUGCUGACAGAAAACUGCCUCUUAAAGUAAGAACAACUGAACCCUCAAUAAGAAAAAAGACUGAAAGGGACCAAGCAGCUCACUACAAUAUCACGUUACACUAAGAGUUGGAACACUAACACCUGUAAGAGGUUACAUAGUUUUCAGUGGGGCGGGGUUGGGAUGGGUGAUGUCAUUGUUACAAAUAGCAUUUUUUGAUGCAUUUUAUAUGCAUACCAGCAAUUAGCACUGUGCUCGUGCAGUGCUCACUUAACUGGUGCUAUGUGAAGACUCUGCUAAUACAGGUAUUCUAGAAUGUGAACUGCGUGGAUCCAAAAGCUUCACAGAGAGAGGAGAGCAAGAUCUAGUGCGCUUUUGUUCGUUUGUUUUGUUUUAUUUUUUGAUUUUGAAUAUAUAUAUCAUAGCUUAAGCUGUUUUAAAACAAAGGCCUUAGACUAAUUUUCGGUUUCCUUUCUUGAAAUAAGCUAAUGGCUUGUUUGUGUAAAGCUUUUUUAUUAAAAGAAAAAUUUUAAAAAUCUUGUACCUAGCACAGUAUUGUUAUAGAAUUUACAUGUAACAUUUUCUAUGGUAGAUUAAGUCUGUCGGUUUCUUAAUUGUGAAGAGAUGAACAGUUGGCUCUGGCCCUUUACUGUACCACACCUGCGUCGCUCAAGUCACCCUACCUACCGUCUGCAGACAUCGGUAUCAGUUCUUCUGUCAUUCGACAUUCAGGCUCGCAUGAACUCGCCAGGUAGCUCCAGGACCUGGCCUUUGUUUCCUUUCUCAGUCUUUUUCCUUUUCUCCUUUUUUUUUUUCUCUUUUUCUUUUUUAGUUGACAUUUAAGAGGGAAAGUACCAGUGUUCAGAUUUGAACUAUAAUAGUUUGUAUAUUCAACAUUUGAAGUAUAUUCUAUUUUGUUGUACUCUUGUUUCAAAGUGUAUUCAAGUAGGUUUUGAAAUAUAGAAGUGAAAUUUA
This is a messenger RNA of Arvicanthis niloticus (Nile rat), 3501 nucleotides long. It is a transcript of the gene Elf2, whose product is annotated as E74 like ETS transcription factor 2. Lineage: Eukaryota; Metazoa; Chordata; Mammalia; Rodentia; Muridae. Gene Ontology annotation, cellular component: nucleus. Gene Ontology annotation, biological process: regulation of transcription by RNA polymerase II; cell differentiation. Gene Ontology annotation, molecular function: sequence-specific DNA binding; DNA-binding transcription factor activity, RNA polymerase II-specific. The record is from RefSeq and is a predicted model, not a curated record.